Grus americana (Whooping crane) is the source of this 9972-nucleotide messenger RNA. It is a transcript of the gene CLIP2, whose product is annotated as CAP-Gly domain containing linker protein 2. Gene Ontology annotation, molecular function: microtubule plus-end binding. The record is from RefSeq and is a predicted model, not a curated record. The transcript has 18 exons. Gene Ontology annotation, biological process: cytoplasmic microtubule organization. The coding region runs from base 350 to 3472 and encodes 1040 amino acids. Gene Ontology annotation, cellular component: cytoplasm; microtubule plus-end; nucleus. NCBI's taxonomy places the organism in Eukaryota, Metazoa, Chordata, Aves, Gruiformes, Gruidae.
UGGGUGUUGUCCCUUCCAAGUGAACAAAUCCUAUCAGAGUCAGUGAGACUCACCUGCAAGUUUGAACACAGUCAGGCUGGAGUAUCUCCUGGUGUGACGCACCUCCAACUCCUCCUGCCCUUCUCGUAUCAAUCAAAUCCGCUACCACGUAAAUUCAGGUGUGCUUUGAGAGCUCCUCCUUUCCAGAGACCAGCCCCAGAGCCGCGAGGACGGGAGGCUGCAUCUCAGCCGAGCAGAAGGUCUGUGAUGAUGGAAGAAGAGGUCCAUCAUCGAGAAGCCUGAAUGGUGAUUCCCGGGCAGCUCUUUGAGACACUGGCAACACGAGCCUGAGAUACAGCAGACAGCAAACAUGCUGAAGCCGAGUGGACUUAAAAUCCCCGGCCGGGCUGGGAAGCACUCCAGCCCGGUGGGACGGGCGUCAGGGACCACUGCAGCUGCUGUCACCACAGCUUCAAAAGAAGGCUCACCUUUACACAAGCAGGGUACCACCUCCACCGCCAGCGCUGAGAAGUCGGGUUCAAAGGUUGCCGAGGUGGGCGAUGAUUUCCUGGGAGACUUUGUGGUGGGCGAACGUGUCUGGGUAAAUGGAGUGAAGCCAGGUGUGAUCCAGUAUCUUGGGGAGACGCAAUUUGCUCCGGGCCAGUGGGCAGGGGUCGUUCUGGAUGAUCCAGUGGGUAAGAAUGACGGCUCUGUCGGUGGAGUACGUUACUUUGAAUGCCAGCCGCUGCAGGGGAUUUUUACGCGACCGUCCAAGCUGACGCGGCAGCCGGUGGCCGAGGGCUCGGGGAGCGACGCCCCCUCCGUGGACUCCCUGACGGCUCAGAACUUGUCACUGCACUCGGGGACGGCCACGCCACCUCUCUCCACUCGUGUCAUCCCCCUGCGCGAGAGCGUCCUGAACAGCGCCAUGAAGACGGGCAACGAGUCUGGAUCUAACCUCUCGGACAGUGGGUCUGUGAAAAAAGGGGAGAAGGAUUUACGGCUUGGAGAUCGUGUGCUGGUUGGUGGGACAAAGACAGGAGUUGUGCGCUACGUGGGAGAGACGGAUUUUGCCAAAGGAGAGUGGUGUGGUGUGGAGCUGGAUGAACCCCUGGGGAAGAACGACGGGGCAGUUGCUGGUACAAGAUAUUUUCAGUGCCCUCCCAAGUUUGGCCUCUUUGCUCCCAUCCACAAGGUGAUCCGGAUCGGGUUCCCAUCAACCAGCCCUGCCAAGGCGAAGAAGAGCAAACGAAUGGCCAUGGGAGUGUCUGCCUUAACCCACAGCCCCAGCAGCUCCUCCAUCAGCUCCGUCAGCUCCGUGGCAUCGUCUGUUGGGGGCAGGCCCAGCCGCAGCGGGCUGCUGACAGAGACCUCUUCUCGAUAUGCCCGAAAAAUCUCUGGUACCACAGCACUCCAGGAGGCACUGAAGGAGAAGCAACAGCACAUCGAACAGCUACUGGCAGAGCGAGACCUGGAGCGGGCUGAGGUUGCCAAAGCCACCAGCCACAUCUGCGAGGUGGAGAAAGAGAUUGCCAUCAUGAAGGCCCAGCACGAGCAGUACGUCACGGAGGCAGAAGGAAACCUCCAGCGAGCACGAGCACUGGUGGAUGGGAUGCAGAAGGAGAAGAUUGAGCUGUUGAACCAGCUGGAAGAGGAGAAGAGGAAAGUGGAGGACUUGCAGUUCCGUGUGGAGGAAGAAUCCAUCACGAAGGGGGAUCUGGAGACUCAGACGCAGUUGGAGCAUGCCCGAAUACGGGAGCUCGAGCAGAGCCUGCUGUUUGAGAAGGCACAGGCUGAAAAACUCCUCAGAGAAUUAGAGGACACCAGGUUAACCACAGUAGCGGAGAAGUCCAGAAUCCUGCAGCUGGAGGAGGAGCUGAGCCUCAGGCGCAGCGAGGUGGAUGAGCUUCGGCAGUGCCUCAGGAGCUCGCACCAAGCAGAGACCCCUGAGCAUAACCUUGGUCUGCAGUCGGAGGCUCUUCGUCUACGAGAUCAAUUGCUGUCUGCCAACAAGGAGCAUCAGAAGGAGAGCAGCCAGCUAAAAGAGAAGUAUGAGAAGACAUUAAAGAAGUACCAGCAGGAGAUGGAGAAGCUGAAAGCUGUCAAUGAGAAGUAUGCACAGGAAAUUGUUGACCUAAAGCAUAAAGUUCAGCAAGCCACUAAUGAGAACAUGGGGCUUAUGGACAACUGGAAGUCCAAGUUGGACACGUUAGCUUCUGACCACCAGAAAUCUCUGGAGGACCUCAAAGCCACGUUGAACACAGGCCCCGACACCCAGCACAAGGAGAUCGUGGAACUGAAGGCAGUGGUGGAGAGUAUAAAGAUGGAGCACCAGCUUGAGUUGGAGAACCUGAAAGCAAAGCAUGACAUUGAGACAGCUGUUCAUAUAAAGGAGAAAGAGAGCCUCAAACUGAAGCUGCAGGAGGCUGUGGAGGAAGUGGAAAAAAGCAACAGCAACUGGAAAAUGCAACUGGAAACCAAAAGCAAUCAGCACCUUCUUGAGCUCCAAGAUGUGAAGGACAAGUGUCGAGAUGCUGAGCUGAGGGUGCAUGAACUGGAGAAACUUCACGGUGAAUAUAAAGAUCAGACACAAGCAAUAGCUUUCUUGAAAGAGCAGAUUUCUUUGGCUGAGAAGAAGAUGUUGGACUAUGAAACAUUGCAGAAAACAGAAGCCCAGAGCAAACAGGAGAUCCACAGAUUGCAGGAAAAAGUUCUUGUCUUAGAGAACAAGCUGCAGUCCAUGGAGGCCCUGCAUCCUUCUCAACAUGCGAAUAUGAUUGAAACUAAUGAUAUUUCGGAAGAAAAGAUAAAGAUGAAGCAGACUAUGGAAGACCUCCAAGACAAGCUGAGUAAGAGAGACAAAGAGGUGUCAUCGCUGGCAUCCCAGACCGAAACUCUAAGGGCCCAAGUAAGUGCUUUGGAAAAUAAAUGCAAAAUGGCAGAAAAGAAGGCGGAUUCAGCGUUAAAAGAAAAGAAGAGGCUGGAAGGCGAGCUGGAAGCCUUGACCAAGAAAACACACGAUGCUUCGGGGCAACUGGUCCUGAUUAGCCAGGAGCUACUCAAGAAGGAAAGGAGCCUGAAUGAGCUGAGAGUCUUGUUACUGGAGGCGAACCGGCACUCGCCUGGGCCAGAGCGGGAUCUGAGCCGGGAAGUGCACAAAGCCGAGUGGCGGCUGAAGGAACAGAAGCUCAAAGAUGAUAUCAAGGGGCUGCGAGAGAAACUGGUUGUGCUGGACAAGGAAAAAUCUGUAACGGAUCAGAGGCGAUACUCCCUGAUUGACCCCUCAUCAGAGUCAGAAGUGAUCCGGCUGCAGCACCGGCUCGUCAGCACGGAGGAUGUGCUGCGCAACGCGCUGGAGCAGGGCCACCAGAUGGAGAAGCUGAUGGAAGCGAUGAGGCUCUCCUCCGAGAAAACACAGACUGUUGGAAAUUCUGGGUCUGCUAAUGGGAUUCACCAGCAGGAUAAAUCCCACAAGCAAGAGGAGAAGCUCUGAUAGAGAAGAGGUGAAGAGGAUCAUUUCACACCAGUAUCAGCUCCUGUGCAGUGUCAGGAAAAACGAUACCCCAUCUGGCUUUAGCACCUCCAAAAGACUAGACACAGUAUUUUCACUUUAAAGCAGGACAAUAUUUAUAAUGUACUAACUGAUAUAAUCAGGACAAUCCUGGAGUCUAGUUUUCCAAGACAGCCAUUGUUCCAGGAGGGAGCAGAAAGGUCUCUCUGGGUUUGGUUUCUUACCCGUAUUGGUUUUAACUGUGGAAUUUGUAUUGCUUGAGCUGCCCUUGUCCCACCAGCUGAUGUGGUCUGGAUGACGGCUGCCCCAAAACGGUGGCUGAAGCGUCAGCGAGUCCCAGUAACCCCACAGGAGCUGCAAAGGGCUUUGCCUGUGGUGUUCAACUCCAAAGCGCGUGCCCAGAGGCUGCACGCUUCCCACCUGGUCCGUCCCUUCCCUUCCGCCCACCCUGGUGUCUUGAAGACCUGCACAAGCGAGUGAAACCUGCUGGGCUGACUGUUCAUGCUGGCACGCGUAGGCUGAGGAAGACAGGGUGUGGGGAUGUGUUUCCCUCCUCGCCUUGUAGAAGACAUCGCUGUUCUAGAGCAUGGAGGCUGCACUUAGUACUUGUAUCAUAGCAUGUCGUGGGAAAUAAUCCGAUUUCAGAGGGGUAUUUAUUUCGUUCCUCAGCCAUUGCUGUUUGGGGAAGGAGCUGUGGUAGCUCUGAGUUUGGGGACAGGCACACCUCACUCAGGUGUGGUUGGCCUUUUCCUGCAGAGAGAUCACUGCGAUGCCCAGCCUGGUGCCCUGACUCGUAUGCCUUUUGUUGGGCCUUUCUGAGCACAGGGCUCCACAGAUGGCUGGAUCUGAGGGCUCCAUGCUGGCUGCGGUCGCUGUGGGACAGAUGCCUUGAGGAGAUGGUUCCUUCCUUGCCUGUUUAAUUCAACAGCUAAUUUAACAGCCUGGCCGUUCUCCAGAGCUAUCCUUGGCUCUUCAGUGUGAUGUCCAUCCCCUGCUACUGGGAAUGGAGGAGGCUAAGGUGCUGCUGUGGGUGUUCAUGCAGGAGUGGCUGUCUGUGUUUGGUGGGUACAGCAAUCCUCUGUGCAUGACCUGAGCAUGAGCGUUUGGAGCAAAAGGAACCCGAGACUGGAGCCCACACGGUUCUUGUGUCCAUACGCAGCAAUGCAGGCCCAGGCAAGGGUCUUGCUCCUUCUUCUGAAGGCUUUAGUCUUCUCUCUAGCUCUGCAGCACAGCUCCCGAGGGACAUUAGCGUGGAGGAAGGGGAUAAAUAUGGUCCUGCAGGUGUGAGAGAGCCCAGUUCAGAUUCACUGUUUGGUACCACAGGGAAGUCACAGCAAUGUUUUACCAGGCUUCCCCUAGUUUGUGCCCAGCUCCUCCAGACUUCAGAAGCUCUUGUGUUAUGAUGGGGCAUUUGUGAAAGAAAACAAGAUGGAAGAGACCACUGAGGGAGGAGAUCUGAGCCAGAACACAAGCAGGUGAUCGUCGCGGCAUGUCAGCUUCAUUGCUUUUUGCCCUGAUUUCCUACAAAGUUAUGUUACUCGUUCUUGGUGGCUUGCGAGGCUCCACCUUCCUUGAAUAAUGGGCAGCCAGAAGUAACCUGGGAAAGGCUUGGGCUUCCUGGCCAUGCUCCGGCAGUGAGGAGGACAUUGCUAGGCUACAAUACGAUACUGGACACUGCUCGCUUGAUGCAGGAUUGGCAAUCUCUCCCUCUAUUCAAAGGGAGGAUGAGAGAGGAAGGUGACUUCAGGGGAGUAAAGCAAGGCAGAAAACAGCUUAGAUCUGGUGCACGGCAGGGGAGGCAGAGCUUGGGACCUAAUUGGCUGGAAAUAAUUCAAGUGGAAUCCCAUCCUGCCUUGUCAAAGUGUUUAAUCAGCUCUUACUAAUCACCGGGAAGAUUGCUACAUCUCUGCCUAGCUCAGGGACUUUCCAGGGGAUCAUAAGGGGUGGUCUCCAAAAUCCUCCCGGUUGGUGUAUUCAUCUCCUAAGUGAUUUAGGAAAAUCCCAGAGGGAGUGUUUGUUGUUACAGCCCGCGCAGCGAACGCCUGACUGGGAGCUGCUGGUUUUAAGAAUUUAGGGCUGGUGUUUCCCACAGUGCUCCUGUUGGCCGGACGGUCUCUGAAAUCACGUCUGCAGCUCCUGCUGGCUUGAGUGGAGCUAACGCAGAGUGCUGCUUGCAGUGCCGCCUGUCUCCAAGCCCAGGUGGGAGAGCCCGUUCUGGUUUGUAACUUAAUUUCCCUGAUAGUCUUCUAAGUGACUUGUGACCAGCUGCCUUCAUCUCCAGAGGAAAGAUACCUGCGGUUUCCACCUCCCUUGAUGAUGAAGGGUUGGCUUUGCACAGGGUGGGAUCCCCCCAGGAGUGGUUAUGGGGACCAUGUAUUUGGCUCCAUUAAUCGGAUCCGAAGUUGUCAGGGUGGCAGUGGUUCAGGCUGGAGGAGUCUCUGGCUCCUGUCUCCUUCCAGGCACCGUCCUCGGCGGGCGGCUCAGACCUGGGGCUCUUCCCAGUCAGCUCGGGUGACGAUGCUGAACAGCAGCAGAUGGGUCCAAGCAGGUUUAAAGUUGGUGCUGAUGGUCUUCUCUGGCUGUAAAUAGCUGUGUUGGUCCCUAAGGGUCAGCCAGGAGCUGAUGGCACUUCUUGGCUUUUCCAUGGAGGCUGUUGCAGGGCUGCACCGAAAUGGGCAGUGGGGCAAAGCCAGGUCCAUGGGAGCUGCUCCCUGAACAGGACUGACUGCAGCGUCAGCAGGACACGCUAUCGCACCCGUCGUCUGGGUUUCAGCUUAAUGCUGUAUAAAAUGGCCAGGAGGGGCUUUGGGCACCAGCUGCAUCUUCCCUCUCCAAAAUUGGCACAGGCUUCCCGAGGGCACCCGCCUCUGGCUGCCCUUCUGAGGUUGUGAGAGACCACACUAGGGACAAACUUGGAAAGGACAAGGAAGCGAUUCCCCAGCCCCUCUAUUUAUUUGUACGUUUAAUUGCUAUUUUUGCCUAUGUGGUGGUGUAUAAAGUACUUCACAAUAUUUGGUCUUACUGGCUUGGUUCUUUGGGGGAGACUUUCAAGGGCAUUGGAGCAGCGAUGCAGCCAUCUCGUGUUGUCGGUCAGGGACUGGUUCCUGGUUGUGCCUUCGCUCCCCCGUUGGCGUCAGCCUUGCCCUUAUCUUCAUCCUGGGAGCUGGCGCAGGGGGGCUGCGUUCUCCCCAGCCCCUCUCCUGCCUCGUGCGUACCAUGCCGGUUUUGCAUCCGGAGCGUGCCUCAGAGCACCGCUGCAGGUGGGGAGCAGGGGGUAGCCACGCACGUGCUCAGCAUCCUGCUGAAGCCCUCAGCACCGAGGGAAGGAAGGACCAGCACCCCGGCUGUGAGACCAUCCCUCACGGCCAGCUGCGUUACCCCAACGGUUAGUGAUGCUUUUCUGCUGAAGGCUGAGACGUUACCCAGAGAAAAAAAAAAAAAAGAAAAAAGCCUUUGAAAUGGAGACUGUUCCACGUUUAGUGGUUUCUUCUCUAACCCUCUAAACCAAAGGGAAAAGAAUCUGUCUUGGUUGGUGAUUUCAGCUUUAUCCCUCCUACAGCAUCCAGAGAGCUGGAGCAAGGGGCAGCACCGUGCCGGUGCCGUACUGAACGACGGGUGCCAAGCUGCCCGCCGAGGCUUUACAGCUCUUGCCUACCCCCAGCCACCAGCGGUUCCUCUGGCUUGCAGUAGAGAUGCAUGAGGGUUUCGUUAAAACAAAAUGAUGCAAACGACACUGUAAAAGUCUUAACAAAAAUUCCAGUACUCCAUUGUUCGGCAGCUUUAGCAGCUCAGCACUAUCUUGUAGGGAAUUAUUAAUACACUAAGAUCCUAUAGGCCUCAUGUAAGUUACCAGAAUAAAGACGAUACUAGAUGUAUAAAUGGAUGAUAACCUUUUACCCGUACAGUAUGUAUCACAAUUUUGUAGCUUAGUCAUUUUUUGGCUAUCAGAUUUUGUUAGUAUGAUAUAAAAAAAAAAAAGACAAAAAAAAAAAAGGUUUGACUGCUAAUGUCUAUUUUGUUAUUUGAUUCAUUUUAUUUCUUCCUCUGUACAAAAGCUGUACAAAUCUCAGUCUGUGUAACUACUACAGAUAUGUAUUCAUGUACCAUCAACCCCUGUCCUGGCUUGCUGGUGUGGUGAGCUCGUUACUAAACAAUAAAAUCUGUGGCUGAAGUCGGGCACCCCGGGGCUGCUGGGGGUGUGUUAAGGGUGUUUGCAGUGCACCCGCCGUGCUGAGAUGGGAAGGGCUGGGGGGCGGGGGGGGCUUUCCCUUCGCAGCUCAAAUGUGGGGCUUUGGGCAAGUUCCCCCCUGCCCUGAGCCAAAGCGGGGACCUGGAGCCGUCAGCGUUUGGGCUCUGCCGAGAGCAGGGUUUGCAAACAGCCGGGAGGCCCCAGAGAUCCCCGUCCUGGGGACGCGAUGCACCGGGAGCCGACGUGCAGCGUUUGCUCUUCUGCACCCUGUGCUGGAGGCGAGGGCAACCAGACCGAACGUCGGCCCCUUCCUGGGGCGGCUCUCCCUGCCUGCUGCUCUCGGCUAUCUCCCAAUAACCCUAUUUAUUAAUCUGUGAUUAUUUUCCCUCUGUUAAUCCCCCCAGUCCCACUCUGACGCAUCCACAACGCCCCCGGGCAAGGAGAGUCGCAGGGCUCGGCUCCGUCCUGCGCACCUCGAGAGGUGCCACCUUGGCUUUGCAGGGGCAGAGGCGGUGGCUGAGUCACCUCCAUCCCUCCCAGCUCGCUUACUGCAGGCCUCCGGAGCGCGGGGAAACGGGGAUUGCUGUGGUUCCAGGGAGGAGCUGCGGUUGCCGGCGGGGUCGGUGUGUGCCCAGGUAAGCCAUGCUGCUCCCCAGCCCGGCCUCCUGCCCCUCUUCCUCUGUAUUCCCACCGCGUGCCCGGAUGGGCGCUCUGAGCAGCGGGGGGUUACGCUGUCCCCCCCCCGGGGCAAGUCUGAGGGAGUUUACUGCAGGGCUUGGUGCUUUUUUCCCCACGUACAGCAUCUCUUAGUUGAGAAUUUCCUUGACUGCCCGUGGCCUGUGCCCCGGCUCAGCAGCACCUCAUACAGCAAUGAAACACCCAUCUCUCCUCCUCCAGCGUUUUCCCGCACCCGUGGGCUGCAGAUCCUUUACGGAAAGGCAGGGGGUUCCCAGCACUGCCAGCUCUCUUAAGCUGUAGGAAGAAACCGGGAUGCUUUCUUCUUUGCUUCCUGGCUGCUGCUUUUCCUGGGCUUCUACAAAACUCUCCGCCACCAGGAUUACCUGAAAGUUUUAGACUCUUUCCAAAGAGCUGGUGAGGUUUGUAGGUGAUGGGUCGAUUCCAGAGCCAAGACCCCAAGAAAAUUUCAGGUGACUAGCAAGAACAUCAUGACAACUGGCCACGCAGCCUUAUUCCAGAGCUGUAACGUGGUCUGUUCAGCGUGGUCCGUGAUAUCCUGCUGGUUUAUUUUUUCAAGGCAUGUAAGAGUUGCUGUCAAAACCAAAUAACUUUAGACUUUCUGUUUCUUCACCAGCUCCCCAGCCUCGUGCAUUGCAGGGGCUCAGGAUCUCCUGAAAUAGCCGGGCGAGAGCGGCGGGUCCCUGGGUCACCACAUUGCUUAUUUCUAGAGCGGGUGCUGAUGGCAUCUGAUGCUGCCGCCGCGUGCUUCGCUGUCCUCCAGCGGCUGGCAGGAGAAUAAUUUAUUUGAACUUCGCUUGGGAGAAAUCUCCGGGCACAGAAAGGUCCAUGCAGGCUCAGGCCACCAUCCGUGCUGGGGAAGGGAGCUGAUGAAGUCGCUGUUUUCCCUGCCCUUUGCUUUAAAAUGCUGCCACUCCUCGCUUGCGUCAGGUCCUGAAACGCUGCAGCUGGCCAGCGCUGGAGGGUCGCAUCCUGCCCCAGCCAAGCAGCUCCAGCGUGGGGCUGUCCCAGCUCAGCCCUGGCCCCAAACAGCUGCUGCCAGGUUUGUGACCCCCUGCUCCAUCGGUCCCCUCUUCGCUGCCGAGGUUGCCAGCGAGGGGACGACCGCUCCGGCGGCGCCUAUCGAGCUGUCCCCGCGCUGGCUGCGAGGUCACCCAGCAACUCCUCUUUGCAGCCGACGCUCCUGGGGGGAGAUGCGCCGGGGAAGGGCGGGUUUUGGGGGACGGGAGGCUCUCCCCAGUACAGCUGGCAGAAAACACCAAGUUUUCCAUCACGCCGGCCCUUCCCUGAGCUCCGGGCAGGGGGUGGGCUGCCCGGCGCAGGGGGCAAAGGCCACAAGCGCCACGUCCUCGCACAGGGCAGGUGACUUCAGCUCCACCUUUUACGUAGUUCACCUAUAUAAUUCAUUAACACGUUUACCAUCAAGCCCCGGUAUCUCGCAGAGAUAGCACCGUAGCGCAUGCUUUGUUUGCAGACGUCGCAUUUCGGUGCUGCUAAUCGUACGGUGAGGAUUAAUAAAACAUGAAGUUUAAAGAUGUCUAAAUCACAGUGGGGGAGCUGGUAAUCUCUGCCAACAAUAAUAUUUGCACUUUAUUUU